AUGCGUCUAGUGGACGUGAAAAAGACAGUUCUCAAAUUGGGCUCAUUACGGGUACCCAUAAAAGAGACGACACGACCUGAAUUAGUUCCAGCCCGAUAUGGCGUGCACGAAGUUAAAGUUCCUGAUGAAGCGUUGAGCCAUUUGAAGUGGUUACUGCAGAAGGAAAUUUUGGGACAGGACGUGUUUCUUAUUGGAGUCCCGGGUGCACUACGUUCUGACAUCGUAUUACAGUAUCUUGAGUUAUGUAAUCGUGAAUACGAGUAUCUUGCUAUUACUAGAGACACCACAGAGAGCGAUAUCAAGCAAAGACGAGAGAUUCGUAGUGGUACAGCAUUCUACACCGACCUUGUAUCCACUACAGCAGUAUUCACUGUUCAGUGUGCAGUACGAGCAGCCCUUCAUGGACGCAUCCUAGUCAUCGAUGGCGUGGAAAAAGCCGAGAGAAACGUGUUACCGAUUCUGAAUAACUUACUGGAGAAUAGGGAAAUGCAACUUGACGAUGGCCGUUUUCUCAUGCGACCCGACAAGUAUGAUAAACUUAUAGGGAACUAUACGAUCAACGAACUGAGAGAGAUGGGCAUCGAACGGGUGUCUGAGCGUUUCCACGUUAUCGCCCUUGGACUUCCCGUUCCACGGUUUCAUGGCAAUUCUCUCGACCCACCAUUGCGAUCCAGAUUUCAAUGCCGCAACAUUGCUGAACCUUCAUUCGAGGCUGUUCGCCAACUUUGCACCACGCUAGCUCCAAAUGUGAACUCGAAUUCGAUCAACGAUCUUCUUUCACUAUUGUACGCCAUAAACUCGCAGCCUGAUCUGGGUUUAUCCUUAGUUCCCCUGGAAAAAGCAGAAAGGAUCAUGAGGAUUUGGAACAUCAAUCCGUCAUAUUCACCCGAGAGUAUGUUCAAUUUAAUGUACCCAUACAAGAGCAUGUUCAAGGAGCAUCAUAUCAAGGUUACAGAAGAAUUUAUCGAAAAGUUCAUCUCUGAGGUUGGUACCUUACCUACAUUUAUCAUAGUUUUGUUAAUAAACAACUCCAUAGUAUCACGUUGUCCAUUAUCCAUUCAGCGAAGCAAGUCGUCUGAACCAGCUGCAUCUAUAACUCGUGUAAGUCCUUCGGACAAAGGAACCUCAACGACUGUGGAGGUGUCCUUUGAUCAGUCUAGGACGAAGCGGACAUUUUCGACUGAAGUGAGCGGAAAGCCCUCGUCUGAAGACCGUAGCUUCGUCUCAACGCCUAGCCAGGAGGCUUUACUUGCCGACCUUGCAGUAGCUCAUUCUCAAGGAGAUUUCGCUUUACUAGGUGCCAAAGGUACGGGAAAAACCAAGCUGAUUGCUGAGCUAGCCGGCCGACUAGGAUUUAAUACUGAUACGAUGAUAUUGUAUCAGGAUAUGAACGCUCGAGAACUUCUUCAACGGCGUCGAAUGUUGGAUAACGGGGAUACACUGUGGGAGGAUAGCCAGUUGGUUGCAGCUGCUAAGCGUGGAGAUGUCUGUGUUCUCGAUGGAGCAGAAAGAUUACCCAAGGGUCAGCUAUGUCAGGUCCAUUGGAGUGCUUUGGAGUCGUUAGCAAGUCUAUGUUACCAUCGUACGCUGUUUCUACCGGAUGGAAGUCGUCUAGUUGGUUCUGAUGAAUUCGACAACAUCCAGAAAAAGACAGGAAAUGACGAGGAACACUUGAAUUCUCGGUAUGGGCGUCCCUGUCAUAUUCGAUUGCUGUUUGAUGAGAUUUAUCCCUGUUUCAGAGGAGUCUUCCGAAUUCCGAAAUCGUUCCGCCUGGUCCUCAUUGGCAGUUCUUCCUUAACCGAGAACAAAUGGUUAAAUGAGACGGUAAUCAGCCUCAUGCCAUUUUUCACUAUGCAGAAGCUUAGUAUCGAUGAUCAGUGCAAAAUACUUCAGGGCUUGGUUCCUGCCGAAGCAAGUGAAACUACUCGAAAGUUAAUCGAGUUUGUUGACAAACUUCAAUCAUCUGGAGAUGCUUCUUUACGUGGUGUUGCUGAGUCACUGUCAAUCCGUAAACUAAUCCACAUCGCUAAACGGGAUUGCUUGCAUCCGGGAGAACUUCGGGAUCUAAUAGAAAAAGCUGCUUUAGCAAGGUUUCUCCCGUCAGUUACUCGGUUAGCCUUUCACACUGAACUCGAUAAAGCGGGCUUCGUGAAGAAUCCAUCGAGCACGGAUGAGCUCUCGGACGACUUGAAGUAUCUUUUGGACAAGAAUGCUGUUGAAGAUAAAAAGGAAACAAUGAUACCUGAUGUUCUGUUCUAUGAAAACGAUCAGCAUAUGAGCGUGAUCCGGGAUAUGGCACGUGAUAUGAGAUUAGGAGCACAUCUUCUGCUAAUAGGAAACCAAGGAGUUGGAAAAAACAAGAUCACAGACCGCUUCCUUCAUCUGAUUCAGCGGCCUCGGCAGUAUAUGCAAUUGCAUCGAGAUACUACGGUAGAAUCAAUAACAAUGCAAACUACUGUAGAAAACGGAAUUUUACGAUACGAAGAUUCCGCUCUUGUACGAGCAGCUCGAGCAGGUCAUGUGCUAGUCAUCGACGAGGCUGACAAAGCACCUCUCCAUGUUAUCGCUAUUCUGAAGAGCCUUCUAGAUUCCGGAACACUUCUACUGGGUGAUGGAAGAAGAAUACAACCAGCAUCCGCUCCUCCCUGUGACCGCAGCAUUCCUCUGCACCCCGACUUCAGAAUUAUUAUGCUGGCUAACAGACCCGGAUUCCCAUUUCUUGGUAGUCCUUACUCUACUUACUCGAGUCAGCUGAGAAGAACUGUUUCCUGUUUUCUAGGCAAUGACUUAUUUGGUUUGCUCGGUGAUCUCUUCUCUGUGCAUACUGUGGACAAUCCUGAUCGAGAUAGUGAACUGGAAAUGCUCAAAAAAUAUGCUCCUGGUAUGAAACUUUAUAUAAUAUUAUGUUUAGUAGAGCGUGGCACCUUACUUUUGACACUGAGAGAUGUUGAGGAUGGCACACUCUUGAAAUUGAUGGCUGCAUUCACGGAGCUCCGCGAAAUGGCUGAUGAAGGUCUACUACAGUAUCCAUACUCAACAAGGGAACUUGUUAAUAUAGUGAAACAUGUUAAUCAAUUCCCCAAUGAUUCGCUCAGUACGGUUAUAAGAAAUGUCUUCGAUUUUGAUGCCUUUACCUCAGAUGCCAUCGCUACUAUUCAAACGGUGUUUCAAAAGCAUGGCAUUCCGUUCGGUGUUAAACGACCGAGGGAACACGUUUUUGUGUCGCAUAGAUUCCCCAUUGAACCAUCCUCAUCGAUUGGGGAAUGGGGAGCGGUCGAUAAUGUUGUGCCAAUCGAUGUGAAAACAAGCGUGGCUUCGAUAAAUGCCAAGGCUCAACCGCUGAAGGCAAAGUCAUUGAAAUUAAUCAAGGAGUAUGUACGUACUCAACAAUUUACAGAACAGGAAUGCGCCUGGCAAAUACCAAUGCUGGAUGUGAACAUAUGCUCCGAUGGUUUGGUGUUAGGGAAUUCGUUGAUUGUUGCUACUGUGAACCCUACUCGUAUUUACGUUGUAAAAGACUUGUAUUUAACGGAUGAGGUAUUCGAAAUCGAUAUUUCUUCAAUGCUCUCCCAUCAUAAUCUCCUGAAAUAUGAGCCAAGGAUUAGACUAGCUCAGUAUGGAGAGGGAUCGUUCCUUGUCCAUGAAGAAGUGUCAGGUUCAAUUUUGUUGGUGGACUUGAACAGGAACACGAUACAACGUAUCGAUUUGGGAGAGUCUGCACUGUCAAACUUUGCAAAUAGGUUCCUGAAAUCUGAGCGACGCCUUGUUCAAGGAGGUUGCCCUCUCCUUUAUACACGUGAAGGCAAUCAAAUUUCCCGUUUCGAACCUGGCGGUACUAUCACUCAGAUGACGUUGGGAGGUGAAAUAAGCAAAGUGUUCCCCGUUGGAAGUGACAAAAUUCUCGUCAAAAUGAAGAGCGCAACAGAUGUCAUUGGAAGUGUCAAACCCACCCCGUCCAACGUUGUGGAUGGCCGCAGACCGUACUAUUUGUCAGACGACGUUGUCAAGAAAUUCAUAGAUCCCUACAGGAAUCUCAUAGCUCUGCGUGAGGGAGUCGUUGUCAGAGCUCAGCCCAAAUGGAAAGUGCCAAAGGAUGCCGCCGGAGAAGGAAGAGUCAACGUUCAUGAGAUCGGUGGCUUUCUGGAGGCCGUGAAUGCCGACAACGGUUUCGUUCAAUACAUUCCAGUACCGGAACCACGUUAUCAUAGCUACCACGGCCCUUGGUGUGCUACAAUUUCUCAAACUCCAUUUAUUAUCGUUCCGUAUAACGAUGAAAGGAUGCUUACGAUAGACACAUGCGGUGGAGUGCGUUCUUACGAACUUUCCCCGAACACAUUGGGGAGGGCAUUCUUCGAAUGGAAUCGUCUUGUAGGUGGAGAAGACGAUCAUAACUUGCGNGAAAAUACCCCUCAUCAUGGUGGAAAUCAAUGGAUGGGAGGGACGGGUGGAUAUUCGACAGCUGGUUUAGGAGGCGUCGGCGGUCCAUUCAGACUUGAUGCUGGUCAUGAUGUACAUCAGAUGCCCGAUUCAGUAAAGAAACAAGUACCUGAUUAUGUUUUGAAGAAAGCUAGAGAAGUAGCAAAAGCGGAAUACCAGAAGAGAUUGAAGGAGAUCGCAAUGUCAGAGUAUGAUGCAGAUGCCUAUAUGACGUUUUGGAACAAAAUUGAAAAGCAUUCCAAUCAUUUACGGUCAAUCAUCGAACAAUUGGAGGCUAAAAAGAAGGAACGCCAAUGGGCUCGACAUCAAACGUCUGGAGAUUUGGAUGAUGGAAAACUCAUAGAAGGAAUAACCGGAGAACGGAAUAUCUACAGACGACGCCUAGAUAAACGGCCAGAACCGGGAGCCCCACAGCUGAAACCAAAACGAAUGCAGUUAUGUUUUGACGUAUCCGGAUCGAUGUAUAGAUUCAAUGGAUAUGAUAAACGACUACAAAAAUCACUUGAAGUCGCUUUAAUGGUCAUGACAUCGUUUGAAGGGAAACAAGAAAAAGUAGCUGUAAGUACUUGUACGAACUGUCUUGUUAGUUUUUGUACGGAGGUUUGA
This is a messenger RNA of Haemonchus placei, 5043 nucleotides long. The record is from the annotation of a GenBank genome assembly. Lineage: Eukaryota; Metazoa; Nematoda; Chromadorea; Rhabditida; Trichostrongylidae.